AUGUUCAACACCAGUCAUUUUACCCCAAAAUAUUUUUUGUUGACUGGUUUUCCUGGUCUGGAGAACCUGUACCCCUGGUUCAUCUUUCCAUUCUGUUCCACAUACCUUGUAGCCCUUGUGGGUAAUAGCCUGAUUCUGGCCGUGAUCAAGAACAACACCUCUCUGCACCAGCCGAUGUACCUGUUCCUGGCUAUGCUGGCCUUUGCCGAGCUGGGUGUCUCUGCCUCUACCCUGCCCACUGUGCUGGGCAUCUUCCUUUUCGGUGCCAAGAAGAUCUGCUUUGAAGCCUGCCUUCUGCAGAUGUUCUCCAUCCACUCGUUCUCCAUCAUGGAGUCAGGGGUCCUGCUGGCCAUGUCUGUGGAUCGUUUUGUGGCCAUUUACAACCCGCUGCGGUACACCGCCAUCCUGACCCUGCCGCGUAUUGCUGGGACCGGCGUUGUGCUUUGGCUGAAGAGUGUGAUGCUCAUGUUCCCACUGCCCUUUCUCCUCAAACGUCUGCCCUUCUGUGGCCGCAAUGCCCUCUCUCACUCCUACUGUCUGCACUCAGACUUAAUCCAGCUGCCCUGUGGGGACACACGUCCCAACAGCAUUCUAGGGCUCUGCAUCGUCACCUCCACUUUCGGGCUGGACUCACUGCUCAUAGUCGUCUCUUACGUGCUAAUCCUCUACACCGUGCUGAGUAUCACGUCUGGAGAGGGGCGACGGAAGGCCCUCAACACGUGUGUGUCCCACAUCUGUGCUGUACUUGUGUACUAUGUGCCCAUGAUCAGUGUGGCUCUGGUGCAUCGCUUCAUGAAGCACGUGGCACCCGCUGUUCGCCUGCUCCUGGCCAACGUCUACCUUCUGGUGCCACCUGUGCUCAAUCCUAUCAUCUACAGUGUUAAGACCAAGCAGAUUCGCCAGGGCUUGAUCCAACUCUUUCUUCACAGAAAAUAUUAA
This is a messenger RNA of Tupaia belangeri chinensis (Chinese tree shrew), 939 nucleotides long. Its product is annotated as olfactory receptor 51I2. Gene Ontology annotation, biological process: G protein-coupled receptor signaling pathway. The coding region runs from base 1 to 939 and encodes 312 amino acids. The transcript has a single exon. The record is from RefSeq and is a predicted model, not a curated record. Gene Ontology annotation, molecular function: olfactory receptor activity; G protein-coupled receptor activity. NCBI's taxonomy places the organism in Eukaryota, Metazoa, Chordata, Mammalia, Scandentia, Tupaiidae. Gene Ontology annotation, cellular component: plasma membrane.